AUGCAUUACACCGGUGGUUAUUUGAGCUAUUCACAUGUCUUAGCAACUUGUCCCUAUGAUACUGCUAUGCCGCUGCGUGAUCAUGAAGAAUGCCGCAUACAAAGUUGCAUAAGGAUGGAACAGGGAAAUUGGAUAGAAGAGGAUGAGUCGGCUUUUCGAAAAAACUUUUUUCUCGGUAUAGGUUUUGGAAGUGGUAGAGCCAAACUGAAGAAAAUCAUUAACAAGAUGGGUGCAGAAAAUUGCGAAGGAAAGCAAGAAGAAUGGAGCAGCCGCAUGAUUGCUGAGCAGCUUCGACGUUUGGCGGAUAAUUUUGAAGCUGAAUUUCAGAAAGCUAGUGCAAGCACUCGGCCAUAUCGAGAAAAAAGUGAUACUUUGCUUGUAAGUUCUCCUGAAUUGACAUACUUGAAUAUGAAAGAUUCAACGAUUGCCUAUAACCAUUGUUAG
Loa loa (African eye worm) is the source of this 444-nucleotide messenger RNA. RefSeq lists its product as hypothetical. Bases 1 to 444 code for a protein of 147 amino acids. The transcript is spliced from 3 exons. NCBI's taxonomy places the organism in Eukaryota, Metazoa, Nematoda, Chromadorea, Rhabditida, Onchocercidae. The record is from RefSeq and is a predicted model, not a curated record.